Molecule: messenger RNA, 378 nt
Organism: Protomyces lactucae-debilis
Lineage: Eukaryota; Fungi; Ascomycota; Taphrinomycetes; Taphrinales; Protomycetaceae
Product: CAP domain-containing protein
Exons: 1
Cellular component (GO): extracellular region
Source: RefSeq, a predicted model, not a curated record
GUCUACAACGUGCUUCAAUCCAUCAAUACGGUCCGUGCCGCUCACUCGGCAGCUGCCUUGCAAUGGGACGGUGCACUCGCCUUUGACGCUCUCAACUAUGCCCAAACCUGCACAUUUGAUCACUCCACUGCUGCAGAUUACGGUGAGACACUGGCUGCUGGUACCUCCACCGAUCCUUCCUUCUACAUCUCACUCUGGGCCGGUGAAGAAGCACUCUACGACUACAACAAGCCUGGUUUCUCCACUGCAACGGGACAUUUCACGCAACUUGUUUGGAAGGGCACGACGAGUGUUGGUUGUGGCUUUUCAAGUGGGUGUGGAUCAAGUUACCCAUACUACCUUGUUUGUCGAUUCAAGACGCCCGGUAAUGUCCUUGGU